Messenger RNA from Cricetulus griseus (Chinese hamster), 1353 nucleotides. The record is from RefSeq and is a predicted model, not a curated record. NCBI's taxonomy places the organism in Eukaryota, Metazoa, Chordata, Mammalia, Rodentia, Cricetidae.
AUGAACCUGGAGGCCGGCAGCCGGGGUGCAGAGUUCGGCAUGAGCGCGGUGAGCUGCGGCAACGGGAAACUCCGCCAGUGGCUGAUCGACCAGAUCGACAGUGGCAAGUACCCCGGGCUAGUGUGGGAGAACGAGGAGAAGAGCGUCUUCCGCAUCCCGUGGAAGCAUGCGGGCAAGCAGGACUACAAUCGCGAGGAGGACGCUGCCCUUUUCAAGGCCUGGGCGCUAUUUAAAGGAAAGUUCCGGGAAGGCAUCGACAAGCCUGACCCUCCUACUUGGAAGACAAGAUUACGAUGUGCUCUGAACAAGAGCAAUGACUUUGAGGAACUGGUAGAGAGGAGCCAGCUGGAUAUUUCAGAUCCGUACAAGGUGUACAGGAUUGUUCCAGAAGGAGCCAAAAAAGGAGCAAAGCAGCUUACUUUGGAAGACACACAGAUGGCCAUGAGCCACCCCUACCCCAUGGCAGCGCCUUAUGGCUCACUGCCAGCCCAGCAGGUUCAUAACUACAUGAUGCCACCUCAUGACAGAAGCUGGAGGGAUUAUGCCCCUGACCAGUCACAUCCAGAAAUCCCAUAUCAGUGUCCUGUGACAUUUGGCCCCCGCAGCCACCACUGGCAAGGCCCAUCUUGUGAAAAUGGUUGCCAGGUGACAGGAACCUUUUAUGCUUGUGCCCCACCUGAGUCCCAGGCUCCUGGAAUCCCCAUAGAGCCAAGCAUAAGGUCUGCUGAAGCCUUGGCGCUCUCAGACUGCCGGUUACAUAUCUGCCUGUACUACCGGGACAUGCUAGUGAAGGAGCUGACCACAUCCAGCCCUGAAGGCUGCCGGAUCUCCCAUGGACAUACCUAUGAUGUCAGCAAUCUGGACCAGGUCCUGUUCCCUUACCCAGAGGACAAUGGGCAGAGGAAGAACAUUGAAAAGUUGUUGAGCCACCUGGAGAGGGGACUGGUCCUCUGGAUGGCCCCAGAUGGGCUCUAUGCCAAAAGACUCUGCCAGAGCAGGAUCUACUGGGAUGGGCCCCUGGCAUUGUGCAGUGAUCGGCCCAACAAACUAGAAAGAGACCAGACUUGCAAGCUCUUUGACACACAGCAGUUCCUAUCAGAGCUGCAAGUGUUUGCUCACCAUGGCCGGCCAACACCCAGAUUCCAGGUGACUCUGUGCUUUGGUGAGGAGUUUCCAGACCCUCAGAGGCAGAGGAAGCUCAUCACAGCUCAUGUGGAACCUCUGCUAGCCAAACAACUGUAUUAUUUUGCUCAACAAAACAGUGGACAUUUCCUAAGGGGCUAUGACAUAUCUGAACAUAUCAGCACUCCAGAUUACCACCGAUCCCUCCGCCAUUCUUCCAUUCAAGAGUGA